This is a messenger RNA of Kwoniella shivajii, 1488 nucleotides long. RefSeq lists its product as uncharacterized. The transcript has 12 exons. The record is from RefSeq and is a predicted model, not a curated record. Bases 1 to 1488 code for a protein of 495 amino acids. Gene Ontology annotation, biological process: protein import into peroxisome matrix. Gene Ontology annotation, cellular component: cytosol. NCBI's taxonomy places the organism in Eukaryota, Fungi, Basidiomycota, Tremellomycetes, Tremellales, Cryptococcaceae.
AUGUCAAAGAAGGUAAAGGACACUCAACUUUACGAUAUCCUAGGGGUAUCCCCAGAAGCGACUGAUAUAGAGUUGAAGAAGGCUUAUCGGAAACUCGCUAUCAAGUGGCAUCCCGAUAAGAAUCAGUCGGAAGAGGCAGAAGUCAAGUUCAAGGAAAUCGGUGAAGCCUACCAGAUACUUUCCAAUGCCGAUACCCGAGCUUUCUACGAUAAAGUCGGUAAAGAUGGCAUGAACAGACCUGAAGCAGAGAAUAUGGAUCCCACGGAGAUCUUUGGUAAGAUCUUUGGAGGAGAGGCUUUCCUCGAUUACAUUGGAGAGAUCGCUUUGGUCAAAGAUUUCACUACAACAAUGGACGUUGUCAUGACACCUGAAGAAAGAGCCGAAAUGGAAGCAGCCAAAGAAGAGGGAGCUACCGAUUCAACUGUUCCUGGAGACGCGGAAUUAGCAUCCGCCAUGUCUGCUGCUGCCGUCACGUCUGAUGCAUCUGAAGGAACCACUACCAACCCUACCGCCGCCGCUGUAGCUGCCGAACAGUCAAAUACUUCAUUGGCCCAUCAUUCGUCUUUUUCAGCUUCUGGAUCAGGAUCAGUCUCCGCUCAAGGAUCAGCUUCAGGUUCUGUCACUACUGGUGGAGCCGGAAAGGAGAAAAAGGGAAAAGCGAAAUUGACCCCGGAGCAAAAAGCUCAAUUAGAUGCUUUGGAGAAGAAGCAGGAGGAGGAGAAGAAAGCCAGGGUCGACGGUCUUGUCAAGAAACUCACCCAACGUAUCAGACCUUUUGUAGAUGCUAAACAUCCCGGAGAUAAAGAUGAUCCCGAGACCAAAGUAUUCGAAAGUAGAAUAAAAAUAGAAGCAGAGGAUCUGAAACUAGAGUCUUUUGGUGUCGAGAUGCUACAUACCAUUUCUCAAGUGUAUAUAACCAAAGCUGGCAACUAUCUAAAAGCUAAGAAAUACUUCGGCGGUGGAUUCCUCGGAAGACUGAAAGAGAAAGGUGCUAUGGCGAAAGAAGGAUGGGGGUUACUUGGUUCGGCUAUCGGAGUACAAAGCGCUAUGCAGGAAUUUGAAAAGCUCGAGGCUGCAGGUACUGCCACACCCGAAGAGAUGGAAGCUUUAGCCCAGGAUUUGUCAAGUAAAAUGUUGUUGACCACUUGGAAGGCUACAAGAUGGGAAGUCAUCAAUGUUUUGGGUGAUGUGGUCGAUAAAGUCCUUUAUGAACCUGGAUUACACAAGGAUGUAGCCGUAAAACGUGCAAAAGCUAUCAUGACGAUUGGAGGGAUUUUCAGAGAUGUCAAAGCUGAUGAAUCGGAUGAUGAACGACGUGAACUGGAACGACUUGUAAUGAACGCUGGAAAGAAGAAGGAAAAGACAAAAGAGAAGAAAGCUACUGGAGGCGGUUGGUUCGGAGGUAAAGCCUCUGAAACAAGUAGUCCUAAACCCGAAUCUGUCAAGGAAAAAUCAACACCAGCUACAGGCGAAAAGGUGAAUCUUUAG